Molecule: messenger RNA, 1905 nt
Organism: Beta vulgaris subsp. vulgaris (sugar beet)
Lineage: Eukaryota; Viridiplantae; Streptophyta; Magnoliopsida; Caryophyllales; Amaranthaceae
Exons: 3
Coding region: 1-1905 (634 amino acids)
Source: RefSeq, a predicted model, not a curated record
AUGCAAAAUAAUAUAUACAGCAUCUGUGAUAAGGAGGGCAACUGGGCAGAUAAGCCUGAUAUGAUUCAGAAAGCAUUCCUGGAGUACUACUUGCAGCUAUUGGGUACAACUAUGGAAAACAGGAAGUUAGUUGUGCAGGAGAUAAUUGACCUUGGGAACUGUGUUGAGAAUGAAGAUCAUGAAGGACUUAUAACUCCUAUUCUGCCUGAAGAAGUAAAACAAGCCAUGUUUUCUAUUCCAGGGGACAAGUCACCUGGUAGUGAUGGAUUUGGGUCCCAUUUUUUCAGAGAUAAUUGGGAGCUGACUGGAGACCAGGUAACUCAAGCUGUCACUUCUUUUUUCCAUAGUGGUACAAUUUUGAAAGAAAUUAAUGCCACAGUUUUAGCCCUUAUUCCCAAAUGUAAGGUGCCAAAUUCUGUUGUUGAUUUUCGUCCCAUUGCUUGUUGCAAUGUGAUAUACAAGGUUAUUUCAAAAGUCCUCUGUAUGAGUUUGAGCCCUAUCCUUCCUAAGAUUGUUGCUGACAAUCAAGGAGCCUUCAUUCAAGGAAGGAACAUAGUGAAUAACAUAAUGAUAUGCCAGUAUCUCUUGAAAGGGUAUGGUAGAAAAGGUUGCAGACCUAACUGUUUGAUAAAAAUGGAUAUGAGGAAGGCCUAUGAUACUAUUGAAUGGAAUUUUGUGAGAGAAAUGAUGACUAGUUUAAAAUUUCCUCAGAAGUUCAUUGAUUGGGGAGAAUUUGUUUCUACCUAUAUGCUUAUGCAAUGGUUCAAGCUAUUCUCAGACGCAUCUGGACUUUGUGUAAAUAAGAACAAAACUGCAGUGUACACAGCAGGUAUGGAGGAGGAGGAGGUUAAAAGAAUUCUUGAUGUUUCUGGGUUUGUUCAGGGUCAGCUUCCUUUCACUUAUCUAGGCAUGCAUAUUUGUUCAUCAAGAAUUAGUAAUGCAGCUUGCAAUGCUCUCUGUGAUAAAAUGAUAAGCAGAAUUAAAAUAUGGAGCUCUAGGCAUCUCUCCUAUGCUGCUAGAGUCCAAUUAAGUGGAGAAUAUUAUAGUACUAAGCCUGGAAAUGUGGACUGGAACACUACUUGCUUACCUAAAAGAGCUGGAGGCCUGGAUUUUCGAAGAAUAGAGAAAUGGAACCAAGCUGCUCUUGGAAAAUUGAUAUGGGCUAUUGCAAAGAAAGAAGAUACUCUUUGGAUUAGGUGGGUCAAUGGUGUGUAUGUGCAGAAUGCAGAUUGGUGGACCUACAAGGCCCCAAGUAACGCCAGUUGGUACUGGAAAUGCAUAUGUGAUGUCAAAGAUAAAAUCAAGGCUAGUAUAGACAUUCCAGUAUUCAUGCAAAUUCAAAGAUAUCAGAUCAGCAAGAUAUAUAAGCUUCUGGUGGGUGAACAUCCUAGAUGUUUCUGGGAUAAGCUAGUGUGGUGUAGAUUAGCAAUCCCUAAGCAUAACUUGAUCUGUUGGCUUGCUGUUAGGAUGAGAAUUUAUACUAAAGAUAGAUUGAAACAGUGGAGGAUUAUUGAUGAUGAUGAGUGUUCAAUCUGUCAGACACAGGUUGAAACUCAUAACCACUUACUAUUUCAGUGUGAAUUCAGUACCAGACUGAUGCAGCUAGUUCUGAGUUGGCUUAAACUCAAAUGGGUGGACAGAACUCGGAUUAUAUGGUACAAGAUGAUAGGAAGAAGGAAAUGCUCUGGUUUUCAGAGGAAAGUCUACACUGCUACUCUUAAUGCUACUGUGUACGCAAUCUGGCAUACUCGAAAUGAUGCUGUUUGGAAUGCUAAAGUUAACAAUCCAAGGCAUGUGUAUGACAAAAUCAGAAGAGAUGUAAUCUGUAGAAUUAAAGCUUAUAGUUUUACUAAGAUAAAUAGUAAAGAUAGUGUGUGGUGGGAAAGUUUAUGUAGUAGUGUGUAA